This is a messenger RNA of Pararge aegeria (speckled wood butterfly), 5444 nucleotides long. It is a transcript of the gene Mrtf, whose product is annotated as proline-rich protein 36. The transcript is spliced from 6 exons. Lineage: Eukaryota; Metazoa; Arthropoda; Insecta; Lepidoptera; Nymphalidae. Bases 103 to 2877 code for a protein of 924 amino acids. The record is from RefSeq and is a predicted model, not a curated record.
GAUCAGGCUCAGUGGCUGCCGAGCCGCUACAGACGCGGUCGACGAGCGCGUGAGCCCCGUUCUAACACGGGUCGUGGCGGCGCUGGCGCGGGAUGCGCCGCCAUGCCGGUACGACACCGCGAACUCAGCGACGACCUCGCAGCCCCGGAGCCCAAGCGCUGCAGGCAUUGCGACGAGAGUCGUUCGUCGUGUGGCGGAGGCGGUGGGUCGGAGGGCUCGGAGGGGCGCGCGUCGUGGCGCGUGACGCUGGACCACGACUUGGUUGAGACCCUCAGCGCGAUAUACCCCGAGUGGUUCAAGCAGCCGCGCCGCGACCGCAGCCGCGCCGCUUCGCCCGCCCACUCGCCCGACCACUCGCCCGCCACGCCGCAGACGCCCGAGACGCCACCCGAGGACGAUAACUUUAGUUCGGGUGCUGAGGAGAUGGCCGGCCGUCAAGCGAGUGGUAGCGGUACCAGCGAGCCGCCGAGCUCGCCCCCGCGCAUUUCGCCCCCGAAGGUUGUCGUCGACGACAGUCCACUUCAGCCCGCAAUGGGCAAACACAAAGAAUCACUAAAGGUGAAGCUCAUGAUGAGGCGUCCUUUCAACCAGCUGGUGGCGCAGGGAAUCAUGCCACCACUAAAAACGCCGCCUGCGUAUUUCAAGCAGCGAAUGCAGUUGGAGAGAGCGAAAACAGGCGAUUUGCUCAAAGCAAAAAUUCAAAGUCGACCAGAUCGUCAAGAACUAGAGCGAAGACACAUAUUGGAGCAAGAAAGCCAUGUAGAUCCCAGUUUGGCUGAGAAACAGCGAAUGCUAAAGAAAGCCCGCUUGGCGGAUCAGUUGAACGACCAAUUGUCGCAUAGACCCGGUCCGCUCGAGCUGAUAAAGAAGAAUAUACUACAUACUGAGGAGAACAUAGAGACAGCUGUAAAGAGCGGAGUCCUAGAGUUUAAGGCUACUAGCGAAGGCGCGUCGGGACGCCCACAGCACCCGUCGGUGUACUGCGGGCCGCCGGAGGAGGUCUCGCCGUCACCUUCACCGCCCUCGACACUCUCGCCCGCGAGCGUCACCCCCCACGCCUCCAGCCCCCAGCACCCCGCGCCCGGCAAGGAUAAAUAUCGCAAGAAGUGCAAGCAGAAGCCUAAGUCGCGGUUCAAAUUCCACGAGUACAAGGGCCCUCCGAACGCUCAAAAGGCUUGCACGCCCCCAGAUUCGAUGGAGACCCCGUACGAGCUGCUCCUUCAGCAACAGCAGCUGCUCCUUCAGCUUAUGCUGCCCGCGUCGCCCGCGCCCUCUUCGGCCGCGUCCGUUGCCUCGGACUCGUCGGACGCGCUUUGUGCGCUGGCCGCACCGCCGCCACCACCGCUGCCACCCGCGCCCUCGGUCACGCCGGUCUCAUUCGCCGCCGCUCGCUUCGAGGAUAUGAAGGUGUCUGACCUGCGCGCCGAAUGCAAGCGCCGCAACCUGCGCGUCUCAGGGCCUAAGCCGCAACUGAUUGAUCGCCUUCGUCCCUACCUUGAGAUGCAGGAAGAGUCGCCGCGAUCUCCCGUCUCUGUCGCGUCGCCCGAAUCCAAAGCGGAUUCGGAACCCUCCGAGGAUAUCGUGCAAUCGCAACGUCGACUUAUAGAGGAGCUCGAACGCCAGCUUGAUGAGUCGCGGCAGCAGUUGGAGGCGGUCCGUCGGGAAGCCGCCGGAGCGGCGGCUAGUGAUCAGAGUAGAAGAUUGCUGCAAGCUCACUUGUGCGUCACGCAGUUGCGAGCGAAACUCGACGCACUCCAGCAGCCGUCUAAUCCUGUCCCUGCGCCGCAGCGGUACGUGAUAGCGACACCCGACGCGACUCCCGACCGCCUCGUCCGCCUGUUCACCGUCACGCCGCCGUCCGCAACGGGAGACGUGAGUUCCGAUGCGACGAGCGCGAAGUCGAAUCAGGCCUACAUCCUAAACGGUGUCAAAGUCGUCCCGAUAGCAAUUCUCCCAACGGCGCAUUAUGAACCCGAACGCGUACCGCCUCCACCCCCGCCACCUCCGCCGCCCCUGCCGCCCGUUACACAACAGCCCGGGCCUACGAUGCUCCACGACAACACUGAGGACAGUCAAAUCAUGGACGACGUUUUAGAGAUUCUCGUCGAAAAUGGAGAGCUUCCAGCGUCUGCAGUCGGCGAUGGAACGCCGAAUAGAUCUCUCGAUGCCGGUUAUCUCACGGCUUCUAGUGAAUUCACCCCUACGGACGUAUUGAGUGACGAUAUUCUCGGAGAUUCGCACGUGCGUCAUUCGCUCGCUGCGGACGAGCUACAGCGGGAGCUAGACGAUAUUCAAAAUGAAAUCAUGAGCCACGCCGACUUGAACGCUAUCAACGAUCGGUGCGACAUGGAUUCGUCAGUCACCGAUAUCGAUCAUGAUCUAAACGUAGAUUUACUCGCGAAUAAUGAGUUUAAUGCCAACUUCGGUGGUUCGGAUUCAACUUCGGGUAACCAUGACGACUUUUUCGGUAGAUUCCUUGGGGACGAUACUCAUGGCGCGAUGGACAUUGACGACGAAGUGCCCGAAAGAAUGAGUAUGACACCUCUCACCAAUGGAGACAUCUUGGAUCAUUCGCGAACCGGGUUUGUGGAUAUGAACGAAUUGUCGUUGCCUUCUUUCCACAAUGAGGAUACACGACACAAUGAUUUCGAGGAUCGCACCUGUGACUUCGAUUUCAAAGAUUUCGAUCUCAGUUCGAACAUGAAUGUGGACGGUGACACGUACGACUACAUGAACACUGAGCUGAUACCGAACAUAUUCGGACGCGGUCACAUGCCUCAGUGCGACCCGGUGCUUGGAGGCGUACUGGCGCGGCCGGCGCCGCGUCCAGCUCGGAAGCACUACUCGUGGGACAAGAUCGAGUACGACGCCACCUGACCCACGCGAGCUUGUUUGGGACAUUGAGUGGCGCUCUCUAAAGAUACCUACACAUAACACAUGAUCUCUUAGUACUCGUGUCGCCGUGUCACCUGCGCCUCGCCCGUCGGGAGUUCGCGACGAGAAACGCUCGGAAAAUAUGUGCUCCCGUUGUCGCUUUGAAAACGUUUGCGUGGCGUUAGAUUUAAAGUGAAAUAUUAGUUAUUACAAUACCGGGUAGCGGUUGAAGUAACAUGACGCUAGUCUCGAUGCGGUUACGCGAUCCACGAUGGUGACUUAGUGAGGACUAGACGUAAUAUUAGAUUUAAUCUCUUGAAACACAUAGUGUUUGCAGUGGUGAGAGGACCGGGUGGAUAUUAUUUGGUACUUAAUAUAUGAUACGUAUGUUUGUAUCGCUAGAUGUACUGUAGUGUAAGUGAUUUGUGUUCUAUUUAUUAGUGAGUGUUGAGUGUCCGUCACCAUCGUGUGUGACAUACUCGGCUCACGUAUCUAUAAUUAAUCCAUUUUAUUUACUGAGGCAUAUCUACUUAUGUAUAUAAUGAAAGUGUUUAAAAAAUACUCAACAUAGUUGUGGAUAAACUGCAUUCCGCCCUAUGACUAAAACUGAGGGGAAAAAAAUAAGGGAUACCUGCGCUUGAUGAGAUCUAACUAUCAUAAGACACUGUAGACGUGUUGUUGAAGGUCUAUCUAUGCAAAUUUUGCUUAUUUCCCGAAUCAAUAAGUGACAUUCCAGUCUUGUUGAAGUGCAAAUUGUGGCACAUCUGUAUUCUCAUCUCCCUUUUACGUAGUUCCAUAAAAAAUAUGCCAAUUAACCUCGUAAAGUGGAGUUAAAAGGGAGAGAGCAAAUGCAUAUUCACAAGUCAUCGUCAUGGGUGGGACCAGCUUGGGAACAAUAUUAGAUAUGAUUCAUUUAGUAGUAAACGUAGGGAGCCGGCUCCGCACAUGCAAACAAUUAUGCAGGCAUUCUUAUUCCAUUGUUUGUAAAUUGUACCUACAUCUUCCACUUAUUGUUUAAGUCUAUAGACCCUUCGUAAAGUUGUGUUAGUGUGGUGUAAAUGAUUCAACACAAUGUUCUACUAAUUUGUUUAAUAUUUAUUUUAAUCUUAAUAAAUUAUUAUAAAUAUUGUAUAAACGUAACAUUCUUGAAAAAGUAUCAUUCCAGUAUAUUGUCUAAAGCUUAGGAUAGGUGCACCUUUAUGGAUAUUUUUUUUUCACAAUGUAAGAUUGUUUGCAUAAUUGUUUGUUAGGUAAUUUAAAAAUAUUUAUUUAUCCUUUAUAGUACCUAUUUGAUUUUAACAAGUUUAUCGAUUCGUAUUUUUCAUUUAGAAGGUAUGUGUUUUUUGUGUUCACAACUUUUGGCUAUUUAUGAAAAACCAUACAUGGGAAUGUAUAUGCCAUUAUUUGCAUUUAUAUUGUUAAUUUAUAAUGUACCCAUAGCGACAACGAAUGUGGCCUCACUGCCCCUAUGUGCCAAUAUUACAAUACAUAUUACUUGAAAAUUUCAAAUGCAUAUUUCCAUAAGUAGUUUAUUUAUUAUAUUUGAUAAGGUUUCUUUCGCCAGUGGUCUGAAUGUUAACUAUGUUGGUAGAGAUAUGUGUUAGUACUUUAGGAUAUAAACCAAUAAUUCUAAAGUACAUUCACAUAUGGUUGGUGCUAUAAGUAUGUAAGUAAAAUAUUAUAUUGAAUUACGUUUAUAUAAUAAGAUAAUUAACAACUUAAAAAAAACUUAAUAGUCAUUAUUAUUUAAAAGUGUAAACAUAAACUUGAUGAACAGUUCAAUCUGAAAUGUUUAAUUUCACAUAUUUAUUAUAUCACUGAAGUAUGUUACAACUAAAAUAAUUAUUGUGAAGUUAUGUUUUGUUUUUGCUUUACUAAAAUUAAGUGAUAUUCCAUUAUCUAAGUAAAUUAAAACUAAUUAAAUUUCUAAUUGCUCAGCCAAGUUGUACCUAUCCAUUUUAGCCAAUUAUACUAAACCUUUAAAGGUAUACUUGUAAGGAAGAUUUAAAUUACUCUCUGUCUUGGAAGACUUCCCUAAUUGAGUGUGUUGUAAGCUUGGUAUACCGUUUUUGGAGGUGUAAGGAAUAAGAAGUGAGAUUAAAGUUGGAUAAUAGUAUACCUAUGUAUCUGCAUAUUUGUUAUUGUUGUAAUUAUUGUAGGAGAGUUUUAACAUUUGUUUUCUAAUAGUUUAUAUUUGGAAGUGAUAUACAGUGCUGAAUUUGAAUAAUUCAUGCGGUUUACAAUAUAACUAGAAUAACUGGCUUUGUUAUAUUGUAUAGAUAUUAACCAUUAUAUUUCUUUUAAAAUUAUUUUUGAAGCUAUCUUCAUUGCAAUAAACAAAGCAAUAAUAAUUAAACAAUAUUGGUAAACAGUAUAAGUAUAUUUGAGUAAACGGUAUUUAUUCUAUGGCUGAGCCUGGUAUGCAUAAUCUUUGUGAUAUGGUUAAUCUUGAUUGCAAUUACCUGUAAAGAACAGUUUUUUACCUUGCCGUAUGAUGAAGCCUUGUAAAUAAUUACCAAGCCUUUACUAGUAUGUGUAAGGAAUUGUUGAAACAAAAGUUUUGAUAUAAA